AUGACUCUAUACUUUGAUUGGAGAAUCCCAAACGCAGAUUUUUCCGGAGUCAAGUCAUCGUACAAAGAGUUCCGUACUCUAUACAGAGAUGCUGAGGAACAAUUGCCAUCGAACAUGCCAAAACCAAGAGGUAGGCAAGUGGGAAGCUUGGCAUACGUUGAUGCCUCGCAUGCAGCAAACAAGAAGACUCGUAGAUCGCAUACCGGCUAUGUCAUCUUCUUGAAUAGGGCGCCUAUUGUUUGGCACAGCCGGAGGCAGAAUACAGUGGAGGCCAGCACCUUUGGGGCUGAAUUCAUUGCUCUGAAAUCAUGUAUUGAAGCAAUUACGCAUUUACGCUACAAGUUGCGUAUGUUUGGGAUCCCACUGGAUGAGGAACCAACACAAGUGUUAGUGGACAAUGAAGCGGUUGUUAAAAACUCGUCACUGGUAGAAUCUACGUUGAACAAAAAGCACAAUUCAAUUGCUUAUCAUUAUGCACGUUGGAAUGUGGCAGCUCGGGUGAUUGCAGUUUCAUGGAUCAAUGGUGCAAUCAAUAUUGCAGAUGCAUUUACAAAGCGACUAACACAAAUGAGGAGAGAAAACCUUUUUGGUUCUUGGGUUUAUUGA
This is a messenger RNA of Cylindrotheca closterium, 606 nucleotides long. The record is from the annotation of a GenBank genome assembly. Lineage: Eukaryota; Bacillariophyta; Bacillariophyceae; Bacillariales; Bacillariaceae.